GGCGUCGGCCUAGGUGCGCUGCGAGCGCGCGCGGACCGCGCACAGGCGGCGGAGCCGGUAUGGGCCCGCCUGACCCUGGGCGCCGCGCCGCACGAGCACCAGCCUAGAGCCAGGUAGGCGGCACUGGGCCGGGGCUGGGGGCGGAGACGGAAGCGGGGGUCUCCGGGCGGCCGUGCGAGCCAGGGCAGGUGCUGGGGCCGUCGAGCUGGCGUGGUCCCCCUCACCUGGCGGCUCUCCGCCGUUCGGGGCCGGGAGUGUCGCCGAGGGUCGGGGAGACGUCCUGGUCCUACGUUCCUACUUCCCGCUCUCCCGGCUGCGCCCCGGGCCUGCAUUUUGGGGCGGGAACCCAGAGACUGCUCUUUCUCUCCGGGCCCCGGGUCUGGCCCGUCCGGCCGGGCGGGGAGGGCCGGGCAUCCCAGCCCGCAGUCCUGAGGAGGCGACGGGCCCUUCUUGGUCACCGGAUCUGUUUACACGUCACCCUCGAUGCCCGGCCGUCCCUCCACGCCCAGUAACUUGGGCUCUCAGGUGCCUGCCCGGGGCCUUGGUGCUGGAGUGGGGGCUGUGGGGGCAGCACAGGUACUCUGAUUUUGGGGCCACGAGGGCCAAAUCCGCGCCUGCACGUAGGAGGUGCGCAGUGGACACGUGCGAGGUGGACGAGGGAAGGACCCUGGCUCCUACUGCAUUCGAGCGAUAGGUCUGGCACCCUAGCUUCCUUCGGAACCACUCCUGAGUGACCUUGGGCAGGCCACCUCGUCUCCCCGAGCCUUAGUUUUCCCCGGCGGAGGGGGGCGGACAGUCCCUGCUUUAGAGGUCAUUGCCAGGGUUGUUGAGGCAACAGAUGUUUCGAGGGCGGUGGAUGAGGGUUGGGUUAAAGUCUCACAGUGGGCCGGGUGCGGUGGCUCACGCCUGUAAUCCCAGUGCUUUGGGAGGCUGAGGCGGGCGGAUCACGAGGUCAGGAGAUCGAGAUCAUCUUGGCCAACAUGGUGAAACCCUGUCUCUACUAAAAAUGCAAAAAUUAACUAGGCGUGGUGGUGCGCGCCUGUAGUCCCAGCUACUUGGGAGGCUGAAGCAAGAGAACCGCUUGAACGGGGGUGGAUGUUGCAGUGAGCCAAGAUGGUGCCACUGCACUCCAGCCUGGCAACAGUGCGCAGAGCGAGACGCCGUCUCAAAACAAAAGUCUCACAGUGGCCCAGCCUCCUUUCCUGCCAUCCCUGGAGUUGUGGUCUGUUUGAGGUUUGGUUUUCAGGACUGAAGCUUCAAGAUGGCUGACCAGGACCCUGCGGGCAUCAGCCCCCUCCAGCAAAUGGUGGCCUCAGGCACCGGGGCUGUGGUUACCUCUCUCUUCAUGACACCCCUGGACGUGGUGAAGGUUCGCCUGCAGUCUCAGCGGCCCUCCAUGGCCAGCGAGCUGAUGCCUUCCUCCAGACUGUGGAGCCUCUCCUAUACCAAAUUGCCCUCCUCUCUCCAAUCCACAGGGAAGUGCCUCCUGUAUUGCAAUGGUGUCCUGGAGCCUCUGUACCUGUGCCCAAAUGGUGCCCGCUGUGCCACCUGGUUUCAAGACCCUACCCGCUUCACUGGCACCAUGGAUGCCUUCGUGAAGAUCGUGAGGCACGAGGGCACCAGGACCCUCUGGAGCGGCCUCCCCGCCACCCUGGUGAUGACUGUGCCAGCUACCGCCAUCUACUUCACUGCCUAUGACCAACUGAAGGCCUUCCUGUGUGGUCGAGCCCUGACCUCUGACCUCUACGCACCCAUGGUGGCUGGCGCGCUGGCCCGCCUGGGCACCGUGACUGUGAUCAGCCCCCUGGAGCUUAUGCGGACAAAGCUGCAGGCUCAGCAUGUGUCGUACCGGGAGCUGGGUGCCUGUGUUCGAACUGCAGUGGCUCAGGGUGGCUGGCGCUCACUGUGGCUGGGCUGGGGCCCCACUGCCCUUCGAGAUGUGCCCUUCUCAGUGCAUCCCCCACCCCAAGCCCUGUACUGGUUCAACUAUGAGCUGGUGAAGAGCUGGCUCAAUGGGUUCAGGCCGAAGGACCAGACUUCUGUGGGCAUGAGCUUUGUGGCUGGUGGCAUCUCAGGGACGGUGGCUGCAGUGCUGACUCUACCCUUUGACGUGGUAAAGACCCAACGCCAGGUCGCUCUGGGAGCGAUGGAGGCUGUGAGAGUGAACCCCCUGCAUGUGGACUCCACCUGGCUGCUGCUGCGGAGGAUCCGGGCCGAGUCGGGCACCAAGGGACUCUUUGCAGGCUUCCUUCCUCGGAUCAUCAAGGCUGCCCCCUCCUGUGCCAUCAUGAUCAGCACCUAUGAGUUCGGCAAAAGCUUCUUCCAGAGGCUGAACCAGGACCGGCUUCUGGGCGGCUGAAAGGGGCAAGGAGGCAAGGACCCCGUCUCUCCCACGGAUGGGGAGAGGGCAGGAGGAGACCCAGCCAAGUGCCUUUUCCUCAGCACUGAGGGAGGGGGCUUGUUUCCCUUCCCUCCCGGCGACAAGCUCCAGGGCAGGGCUGUCCCUCUGGGCGGCCCAGCACUUCCUCAGACACAACUUCUUCCUGCUGCUCCAGUCGUGGGGAUCAUCACUUACCCACCCCCCAAGUUCAAGACCAAAUCUUCCAGCUGCCCCCUUCGUGUUUCCCUGUGUUUGCUGUAGCUGGGCAUGUCUCCAGGAACCAAGAAGCCCUCAGCCUGGUGUAGUCUCCCUGACCCUUGUUAAUUCCUUAAGUCUAAAGAUGAUGAACUUC
This is a messenger RNA of Homo sapiens (human), 2732 nucleotides long. RefSeq names its product solute carrier family 25 member 39 (gene SLC25A39). Gene Ontology annotation, cellular component: mitochondrial inner membrane. The record is from RefSeq and is a predicted model, not a curated record. The transcript is spliced from 11 exons. Bases 1262 to 2359 code for a protein of 365 amino acids. Gene Ontology annotation, biological process: mitochondrial transmembrane transport. NCBI's taxonomy places the organism in Eukaryota, Metazoa, Chordata, Mammalia, Primates, Hominidae.